GCCAGAUAUAUUAUUGAGUUAUUUGUGGAGUCACUAUGAGCAGGGGCCUACGACUAGCGCCCGUCGCUGUUCGCCGGUUAGCGGGAUCUGUUCGUUUUUUGGGCGCUCUGCGCAAGCCAGACUUUGAUCUGGAGUACUACAACUCGAGAGUCCACUUGUUCCGCGACAUUUGCAGUCGAAGAAAAGUGCCGUUCCCCUUGGACGGAUACACAGCCCUGUACGGGAAGUAUGUGGAAGCGAGGAAAGAGGCAAUCGAGCUCAAGCGCGAGGCUAACACGUUGCAGCAGCGAAUCAAGGACAGCAAAAUGGGAAGGCAGCCCGUGGACGAGCAGGCGGUGCUCGACAGACUGGCUCAGCUCAAGCCUUUACUGAAACGGAGCGCAGAGACCCAGAAAGGUCUUGUUACGCAGAUGGAGGAGCUGGUAGAUCAACUACCGAACUUGAUUGAUGACGCCGUCGGCAGCCAGCAGACCCUAUUGGAAUAUAUCAACGUCUCGCACGACAUCGACGCUGCUGCUGACGAAAAAUACGACCACAAGUCGAUCCUGGAGAACGCCGGGCUUGUUGAAUUUUCGCAGGCCUCCAACGUGUCAGGCCGCGGCUGGUACUACCUAAUGGGCGACAUGGCGCUUCUGGAGCAGGCACUUGUUCAAUACUCACUGAAAAUGGCCAGAAAGAACGGGUUUCAAAUGGUGCUCCCGCCCUCCAUAGUUAAGACAGAGGUCACCAACGCGUGCGGUUUCAGACCCCGGGACACCAACAAUGAAAGACAGGUGUACGAGCUCACUCACGACAACCUGUGUCUCACAGGAACGGCCGAGAUCGCGCUUGCUGCGCUGAGCAUCGACACAGAGUACAAGUUCGGAGACCUUCCCCGUCGCAUGGUCGGUCUCUCGCGCAGUUUCCGUGCAGAGGCUGGCGCAGCGGGAAGAGACACGCGCGGCCUGUACCGUGUGCACGAAUUCACCAAGGUGGAGCUGUUUUCCUGGACAGCAGGACAGCUUUCAGAGAGCAGCAAGGAAUUCGACCGUUUGGUGGCAUUCCAGAAAGAAUUUAUCAAAAGUUUAGAACUCCCGGCGAGAGUGCUACUCAUGCCUGCCGACGACCUAGGUGCCCCAGCAUUCAAAAAAGUUGAUAUCGAGGUCUUCAUGCCCGGGAGAGGCGCCUGGGGUGAAGUCAGCUCCACUUCCAACUGUCUGGACUACCAGGCGAGAAGGCUCCAUGCCCGUUACCGAACAGAGAACAAUAAACUUAGAUUUGUGCAUACACUGAACGGCACUGCGUGUGCGGUUCCGCGUCUACUGGUGGCGAUCGUGGAAAAUAAUUAUGACCCAGAUUCGCACUCCAUCGCAGUCCCAAAGGUGCUUCAGCCGUACCUGGACGAUAAAAAAUAUAUAGAGUGCAUGCCAUGUAAAUAGUUUGCAUAUUUUAAUUGUUAAAUUUAUU
Messenger RNA from Ogataea polymorpha, 1446 nucleotides. RefSeq lists its product as uncharacterized. Gene Ontology annotation, biological process: mitochondrial seryl-tRNA aminoacylation. Lineage: Eukaryota; Fungi; Ascomycota; Pichiomycetes; Pichiales; Pichiaceae. The record is from RefSeq and is a predicted model, not a curated record. Bases 36 to 1418 code for a protein of 460 amino acids. Gene Ontology annotation, cellular component: mitochondrion. The transcript has a single exon. Gene Ontology annotation, molecular function: tRNA binding; serine-tRNA ligase activity; ATP binding.